AUGUCCCCAUCGCAGCCAUCAACCUCCAAACGUACAUCUUCGACUUGGAAAACUGUGCUCACCCCGUCAACACGUCAUGGUGGUUGCAGAUCUGGAGCGACACCGACGGGAUCGAGCACCCCAAUCAAGAUUCGUGAGGAGAAAGUGGUCGCCCACUUCGGCGAGAAAAAUGAGUGGGAGGCUGAUAUCUGGGUCUUGGACACCGGCUCUACCAACCACAUAUCCAAAUCUAGGGCCACGUACUUGAAGCUGGACACGACAGUGCUCGACACCGUUCGGUUCGACGAUGACUCGGUGGCACGAAUUGAGGUUCAGGGCACCAUCGUAAAGCUUCUACAAAAUCAAGACAACAAGUCCUCUUCGUCGUGUUACAUGUGCUACGUAUGCCCCGAAAAUUGCUACCUCCAAUCCCCACCCCCACUCCCACGUCCCCAUCACCCCAAAAACCAUCAGCGGAUAUCUAUAAUCCUAAUCCUGAUGCUCGGCUUCCUAAGCGCCGUUUUCGUUUUCCUUUUCCUUUCCUACCUCGCGGUGCGCAAGUACCGAUCACGCCGCGUUCGAAUUUGGCAAACGGUUGAAAAUGGGUCCGAUCUUGACCAUCCCGUUUGGCACAUCCGCACUGUUGGCCUCCCGCAGUCGACGGUCGACCUAAUCCCGACUUUUGUGUACGAAAAGAGUGGUGGGGUGGUGAUCGGAAGAGGCGAAUGUUCGGUUUGCCUCAACGAUUUUAAAGAGAAUGAGAUGCUUCGCCUCUUGCCUAAGUGUGGCCACACUUUCCACGUCUCGUGCAUCGACACUUGGCUCCGGUCGCACAAGAAUUGCCCGGUUUGUCGUGGCCCGGUUAUGUUGGAUGCGAAAUGUAAUGAGGCUCCGAGCCCGAAUAAAUCGGUUUUAGCGGGAGAAAAUGGAGAUAUUUAUUGGGAGUCAGUUUGUCCUAGGAGGGACGAGGGGUGUUCGUGUGCUAAAAUGGGAGUUACGGAGAGGCUGAUUUUUUCGGACGUGAUUUCGAAAAGAGGGUGCAAGAAUUCGAGGAUUUAUAGGACGAUAAAGAGUGCGUCUUCCGGACGUUCUCUAGAGAAAAGGCCCGUUUUGAUGAAGAGGUCUUUUUCGUUUAGCGGGAAAAGAUCGAUUCGGAAGAAUAGCCGAAGCCGAAGUCUCGAGGUGAAUUUGAUACCCGAGAUCGUUGUACAAAGUUCGAGCCCAUAA
This is a messenger RNA of Striga hermonthica, 1206 nucleotides long. The record is from the annotation of a GenBank genome assembly. NCBI's taxonomy places the organism in Eukaryota, Viridiplantae, Streptophyta, Magnoliopsida, Lamiales, Orobanchaceae.